CAGCCAGCCACACCACUUGCAUUAGCCUAAAGCCACCCGUCUAAACCCCGGAGAUACACUGGUGCUUGAACUGAUUUUCCAGAGGCAGCAUGGACAUCAAGGAGUAUUUCACCAGAAUUUCUUACCAUGGCUCCUACGAUAAGCGGGACCUGGCCACUUUGACGGAUAUAUUCCAGCACCACAUCCGAGCGGUCCCUUUUGAAAACCUCAGCAUCCACUGUGGGGAAGGCAUUGAGCUGGACCUGGAAGCAACUUACAAGAAGAUAGUGGGGAAGAAACGCGGGGGCUGGUGCAUGGAAAACAACCACCUUUUGUCUUGGGUCCUGAAAACCCUUGGCUACGACGUCACCCUUCUGGGAGCAAAAGUUUUUGUCCCGGAGUUUGACGCGUAUGCAAAAGAAAUCGAUCAUCUACUGCUAAAAGUGAUGCUUGAUGACAAACCUUACAUUGUGGAUGGUGGGUUUGGGAUGACCUACCAGCUGUGGCAGCCGAUGGAGCUGAUUUCAGGAAAAGACCAGCCGCAGGCUCCUGGGGUCUUUCGUUUCCGGGAGGACAACAGGAUCUGGUACCUCGAGAAGGAGAAAAGGAAGCAGUGGACUCCCAAUCAAAGCUCCUCCGCUCCCCAUGAGGUGGAACAAGAAGGUUGCCGUCAGGUUUAUCUCUUUACCCUUCAGCCACUAGACAUUGAAGACUUCAGAACCUGCAACACCCAGCUGCAGACAGUGCCAAACUCGCUGUUCGUGUCCAAGUCUAUCUGCAGCCUGCAGACCACCGACGGCAUCCGAGCUUUGGUGGGGUGGAAACUCACAGAGAUAAAGUACAGUUAUAAGGAUAAUAUGGAUCUGGUGGAAGUCAGAAUCCUAGCAGACGAAGAAAUAGAGAAAACACUGAAAGAGAAAUUCAAUAUAACACUAGACAAGAAACUUGUACCCAUCAAUAAAAGCAGGUUGUCUCUGUUUUAACUCACUGCAGUGGCAUUAUGUGCAAUCUUUCCCUCUAUUUCUGUUCUGACAAGCAUCUAAAGGUUAAGCUUACUCUUUCCAUCUACACCAGUGUAAGGCAGAACAUAUUAGCAUGGAUCUGGAAAAGAAAUUGAUUUUCACAACUGCUCCUGCAUCUCUUUUUGGAACAAAUAAUUUCUUCCUAGCUCAAUCAAAUCACUCCCCUUCUGUUUGUGCUUAGCUGGAAGCAGACUCUGCCCAUUCCUACUCCUUUCAUCUCUUAAAAGCUUUUCCAGAUACAUCCAGAGUAGCAGGGCAGAGUGAUGGAGCUGUAUGUCUCUUUCUUUAUUACUUUGCACUGCCACCUGGGGGAAAUCAUACCCACCUCUUAAAUGAAUAUCAUAUUAUUUUUGGAAUUUAAUAGCCAGAAAAACAAAACCAUCCAGUGCUGAGUUUGCUACAGUUAAGCUAUAAGCCUGUCCUUUUUGCUCUUGCAUUCACAACGGCCUCUCACGUGGCAGUCGGACAGUCCCACACCUCGGCUGCACUGUGUGGAUCCUUACGGAUGGGCUAUUUAUGGCCUAAAACCGAUAAUGAGAAAUAUUAGCAGGCAGUUCUGUCUUGGUUCAGACUUUACCUGACUCCUGUUCCCUUAGUGACAUAACCAAAAAGCAGUAUUGCUUUGAACUGAAAGCAUCUCCUAUGCAUUUUGGCUGCUCCCACCCAGCAGUGGACUGCUGGGAACACACGCUCCGCUCAUAAGUGCUACUCUUCCCCGAGUGUUCUUGCACCUUAAUUAUCAUGGCUGAACUCGAACACAGGCACAGAAUUAUUUUUCUGAAACAGAUCUGUUCUACCGAGGAUGUGUUUGCAGUGAUAUUAAUUAUAUUGAUACAAGGAGAAAUGAUGAAUCUUAAUCAGAUACCUAAAGGUUAAGAUUUUUAGCAUGAGGAAUUACUCAAAUGUAAUCACUUUGCCCUUUGCGAUGAUGCUUGCUGUUCCUUUAUGUACAAAUCAUGGAAGCAUUACA
This is a messenger RNA of Egretta garzetta (little egret), 1971 nucleotides long. Its product is annotated as arylamine N-acetyltransferase, pineal gland isozyme NAT-3. The record is from RefSeq and is a predicted model, not a curated record. Bases 90 to 962 code for a protein of 290 amino acids. Gene Ontology annotation, molecular function: acetyltransferase activity. The transcript has 2 exons. NCBI's taxonomy places the organism in Eukaryota, Metazoa, Chordata, Aves, Pelecaniformes, Ardeidae.